Exophiala spinifera is the source of this 555-nucleotide messenger RNA. RefSeq names its product 60S ribosomal protein L23-A. Gene Ontology annotation, molecular function: structural constituent of ribosome; large ribosomal subunit rRNA binding. Lineage: Eukaryota; Fungi; Ascomycota; Eurotiomycetes; Chaetothyriales; Herpotrichiellaceae. The record is from RefSeq and is a predicted model, not a curated record. The coding region runs from base 1 to 555 and encodes 184 amino acids. Gene Ontology annotation, cellular component: ribosome; cytosolic large ribosomal subunit. Gene Ontology annotation, biological process: translation. The transcript has 2 exons.
AUGACCCUCGGUCUUCCAGUGUACGUUAUCUUCGAUUAUGUCUUUCCCAAGAUCACGAUCUUCCCGAUUCUCGACGCCCUGAUUCUUGUCGUUGGCACAAACGUCGAUCCGUCCGCAUUUCCCUCUUUCAUGCUGGGCGAAUCUCAGGGCUUCGGAGUGGAAAAUUUGCCGGAGAAAGAGACUAACAUGGACAACAGGGGAGCCGUCAUGUCAUGCGCCGACAACUCUGGUGCCCGAAACCUCUACAUUAUUUCCGUCAAGGGUAUUGGCGCACGACUGAACAGACUGCCUGCCGCCGGUGUAGGUGACAUGGUUAUGGCUACCGUCAAGAAGGGAAAGCCUGAACUCAGAAAGAAAGUUAUGCCGGCAGUGGUUGUGCGACAGUCGAAGCCAUGGAGACGAGCGGACGGAAUUUACCUCUACUUCGAGGACAAUGCGGGUGUCAUCGUCAACCCCAAGGGUGAAAUGAAGGGCAGUGCGAUUACUGGUCCUGUUGGAAAGGAGGCAGCUGAGCUGUGGCCCAGAAUAGCCAGCAACAGUGGUGUCGUGAUGUGA